AUAAUUCUAGGUUAGAUUAAAAUUCAUCAACCUGCAAACUUCUACAAGUUGUACCAAUUGAGUGUUGAGUAUGAUAAAAACACUAUGUUCUAAGUUAUCACAACCCAUUCAAUUGCUCAGAUACACUUAAACCACGAUUACUCCGGAACGCAAACAUACAUAUCACCAUGAUAGUUCGCGACGCUGCAUGAAUAAUGCUCGGCGAUCAGCGAGAAGCGCAAAUAUUGAGCGUCGUGCAAGAGAAAUUCAACGAUUCCCAAAUUGUGCGCAAUAUUUUACUGAAUGUGCAGCCAGUGAGAGAGGAUCUGCUGGCUGACCACCGGCUACUUGCUUUAGUUGACAACCAGCAGAGUUAUGGUCUCUUUGUGCUGAUAUCCGAGCAUCUUGUGCCCCAAGAGUUCACUGAUCUUACCAUUGAGAGGGCUAUUCCUAUAGAUGAUAACUUUUUCUGUGAUACAGACAGCAUUCCGAGUGAGCAGAGUCACAUUAUCUAUAAUUUAAAGUACAAGACACAGUUGUUGAGUUAUAAGGUGGAGAUUGGUUUUGCCAGUGCUGAGUUUGCCACAGAGGUUAUAAAAGCAAAAGAAUACUUUUCAUUGAAUCCUUUGGAUCACAGUUGGCUUGGAUAUUAUUCUUCUAGCAAACUGAGUGGAAACUUCAACAUGGAAGAUGAAAUGUCAAGUGACAUUUCAGUGUCACGACAGAAGAUGACACAGGGUGGUGGAAUUAGUACGAACAGGGAAUCCCUGCUUAAGUAUGAACUGGACCAGAAGAAACCCGAAUAUACUCAUCAGGAACGAUUUAGCAUAUUUGUGGGUACGUGGAAUGUAAACGGCAAACCGCCGCCGACGGAUCCAAAAAUUCUUCGUGAAUGGCUCGAGAAUGAGCCGGACCCACCCGAUGUGUAUGCAAUUGGCUUCCAAGAAUUGGAUUUAAGUAAAGAGGCGUUUAUUUUUAAUGAAACCGUGCGGGAAGCCGAAUGGCAGAGAGCACUUGACAUGUCAACACAUUCUGGGGCAAAAUACCGUCUAGUAGGAUUAGUCCGCUUGGUUGGCAUUCAAUUGGCGGUGAUGAUUAAUUAUAGGCACUUUGAAUACGUUACCAACGUGUGUAUCGAUACAGCGGGCACGGGGAUUUUAGGUAAAAUGGGGAAUAAAGGCGGAGUUGCAGUCAGCUUUCAGCUUCAUGACACCAAUCUUUGUUUCGUGAACUGCCAUCUUGCGGCGCAUGCGGAAGAAGUUGAGCGGCGGAAUCAAGAUUACAUGGAGAUUAGCAAUCGGAUAUCGUUCAGGAGAAAUAAUUCUGCUAUUAAUCUUAAUAUUAAAGAUCAUGAUCAAAUAUAUUGGAUGGGCGACUUUAAUUACCGACUGAAAGACAUCAACGCGAUAAAAGUCAAGCAACUUAUCCAACAUGGCGACUUGCAAUCACUUCUCGCACGCGACCAGCUCCAUGAACAAAAACUCAACAGUCGAAUCCUUCACGGUUACAAUGAAGGCGACAUCACUUUCCACCCAACAUACAAAUACGAUGUCGGCACUGACUGUUACGAUUCCAGUGAAAAAGCACGCGUACCUUCAUGGACAGAUCGCAUAUUCAGCAAAGGCAAAGGAAUCCACCAGCUUUCAUACAUGUGUCACAUGGGGUUGAAAAUCAGCGACCACAAGCCAGUCUACGCUAAAUUCAGCUCGGAAAUCAGCAUUAUAAACAAAGACAAGUAUCGCAAAGUACAUGAAGAUGUCCUGAAAGGUUUGGAUAAACUCGAGAAUGAGUACCUGCCGCAGGUGACCAUUGAUACCACUGAGGUACACUUUGAAAAAGUAAAGUUUCACGAACCGCAAUCAGAGUAUAUUACUAUUGCAAACACAGGAGUGGUGCCUGUACAGUUUAUAUUUAUUGGUAAGCAUGGAAAUUUACCGCAUUGUAAAAGCUGGCUGCGGAUACUGCCAUCUAGCGGUAAUAUUAUACCAGGGGAAAAGUGUGAUAUUCAGUUGGAGGUGCAGCUGGAUGAUUGCGCAACGCGUCUGGAUGAUAUUUUGAUCUUACAUUUAGAAAACGGCAAGGAUUUAUUUAUCAGCGUGUCGGCGGAUUGCAUACGCACGUCGUUCAUGAUGUCAAUUUCAGCGUUGUGCAAGUGUCCAGUUCCAAUAUUGCAAUUAACGCCUGAACAAUUAAAAAACGCUACAUUGGAUCAAUCAUCGGUGCUUUAUCAAAUCCCACGUGAAUUGUGGAACCUUGUGGAUUAUUUAUACAGAAACGGGUUGAAAACUAGAGAGUUAUUUGAAGGUUCUGCACUGCGCGAGGAAAUCUACAACGUGAGGGAUUGGUUGGAUAACGGAUCGCUUGAUCCAAUGCCUGGCAGCGUGCACGCAGUCGCAGAUUGUCUGCUCUUGUUUUUAUCUUUUACAAAAGAUCCGAUAGUGCCCUAUCAUCUUCAGAACAAGUGUGCUGAUGUUAGUGAAUAUUUCAUUUCAUGCAAAGAGGUUAUCGAAAUGUUCCCAACGUUGCAUAGAAACACAUUCCUCUACAUCUGCAUGUUCCUGCAGGAAUUGAUUAAGUAUCGCGCCGAUAAUGGCGUCGAACGUCAUGGAUUGGCAGUGAUGUUCGCUGACAUAUUAAUGCGCGCGCCUGAUAAAAGCACGCCGCCGCAGGUGUGCCGCAAGAAGAUCAAGUUUAUAGAGCAAUUCCUCAGCAACGAUCUUACGCCGCUUGUAUCUACCAAGUUUGGUUUCAGAUUUUAAUUACCUUGGUUGUAGAGACGAAUCAAGACCAAAUCAAACGGAGUCGUCAACACGCUAAUGGCAAUUCCACCAAUAAAGCUAGCUACAAAUGAGGUGAGUAUCUUUUUCUUUUGGAAAUAUUCAAUCUCAUUCAGCCAUUGUUUGGUGUAAGAGAAUGAAACAAGUUGCGAGGAUGACGCGAUGAAUGCACGUGGAAAUAUUGCUAUGCCACCCCGCCAUAAUCCUUUUAUCUAUAAAAGUAGAAAAUGGUGGCCAAAACACUUAAUAUCUUUAAUGAAAGCACUUACACCGUAUAAAUUCAAAAUUUCGCGCAAAGCUUGCACCAUACUCUGCUCCUUGUGCUGGAAACCCACCGCGAUGGACUUAGCAGCCAUCGACUGCUUGUGCGUGCGCACCAAGUGCAUCGGAUUCGAACAAUAAUGCCCGAAAACUCCCGAAAGUCCAGCGGCUAAUACUGAACGCUCAAAUCGAAUAUUUCCAUGCUUAUCACGGAUUAAAUUAUGACUAUCUGCUAACUGGUAACCACCUGAAAACACAAUCAAGUAAUAACCAUAUUACAAUGAAGUAAUAAAGUAAUAUACCCAA
Molecule: messenger RNA, 3323 nt
Organism: Dalotia coriaria
Lineage: Eukaryota; Metazoa; Arthropoda; Insecta; Coleoptera; Staphylinidae
Gene: Ocrl
Product: Oculocerebrorenal syndrome of Lowe
Exons: 12
Coding region: 195-2738 (847 amino acids)
Biological process (GO): signal transduction; phosphatidylinositol dephosphorylation
Cellular component (GO): membrane
Molecular function (GO): phosphatidylinositol-4,5-bisphosphate 5-phosphatase activity; inositol phosphate phosphatase activity
Source: RefSeq, a predicted model, not a curated record